Molecule: messenger RNA, 955 nt
Organism: Amorphotheca resinae ATCC 22711
Lineage: Eukaryota; Fungi; Ascomycota; Leotiomycetes; Helotiales; Amorphothecaceae
Exons: 1
Coding region: 135-740 (201 amino acids)
Source: RefSeq, a predicted model, not a curated record
CCUUGGGUUCCCUUUCGCCUUGGGCUGUUUUCCUUCAAUCCACCAAUCCACACACACAUUGCUGACCUCAGUCUCGUCGUCGCCUAGAUACUCUAUGUCGUGUUCUGGUCUUGUCAUGAAUAUUGCCCGAGAUCAUGUACGACGGCGAUCGACGAAUCCUCUCCUCCUCUCCUCACGCCCUCGUCCUUGUUCCGACCGAUGCUCAGGACUGCUGCUGUUCCCCUGCUGCGCUGUCUCCGUUUGUCCUGCACUUGCUGCGCAUCGCCUGCUUGCUAGGUAGUCGUCAUAUCAUCCCUUGUCACUGUCGUUGCUCGAACUGCGUCGAAACCACGAACCAACGCCCUACGCUGUGUUUGCUUCCCCAUCCCAUCGGCUAUCAACUCUCCGAUCGCCAAACCGCCGCAACCCUCCUCGAGCAAGGAAUCCGCGGGAAGCAGCAUAGGCGGAGAAUCAAGGAUUUCUUUCCUCGAGAGGACCUUUCAAAUCUACUUUUCUUUAGACUGAUAUUCCUACGCUGGAAGAUAUAUAUAUGUAUUUAUUUAUUUUCUUGUUCAGAUUGUUGUAUUUGCCUGUUUUAUUUUCCAUCCUUCUGUAACCCCAUCAGAAAUUCGACGCAAGUCAGGAAUCGCAAUUUAGGUCUCUUCUCUUCUCUUACUUUCUUCACUGUCGUACCAAUUGCAUGUACCCAUAUAACUCUUCAAUCAAUCCCUGCUUUUACCCUCCUCCUUGCAUCCAACUAGGCAGUAUCCGAGUAUUUGCGAAUGAUACGAGCUGAUCCCCCUCCCCCCCUCCUCUUUUUCAACGCCACCAACUCCGCAUAGCCUUACCUUAUCGCACUCUAACAUGCCAUAUGCCCACAUGAUCGCGACGGUGUUACAGAAAUUCCAAAAUCGCCCUCGGUGUGCAAGGGGAGAGGCCAGUGCAAUGUGCGCCACAGAAAAUGUUUUCCUGGUAC